Molecule: messenger RNA, 1517 nt
Organism: Dentiscutata erythropus
Lineage: Eukaryota; Fungi; Glomeromycota; Glomeromycetes; Diversisporales; Gigasporaceae
Source: the annotation of a GenBank genome assembly
UAUGUUUGGAAGAUCAACCUGCUCUUGAUGCCCUCACUCUUGGAAAUACAAAUGCCUCUAAUAUAUUUUCGUUCACAUUAACAUUACGUCAAAAUGAUUGUAAAUGCGAUUUUCGUAUCAAUGCAUAUGGAUGUCCUGAAUCAAAAACCAUUCUUAAUAUGUAUUAUGUUUUGUUGGCGAUUACUAUUUUAAACAUUCUGCUUAGUGGAUGUUUUAUAUACUCGAGGAUUUUUAUAAGAAAGCAACCAGUGUGGUUUGCUCCUACACGAAAUAGAGGUAUUCUUAGACCUAGACCUCAAGAUGCUUUUCAUAUCAUUACGGUUGUUUAUGGAUCUUCGCAAAUUAUUCACAUCAUCCUAUUAAUAACAUCAAUGUAUCCAAACACCAAAACAGCUGAGAUUGGUCAAGAUAUACCACGAAUGAUUGGAUUUGGAUUGGCUGUGUUGUUACCAGUUAGCAUUGGUAUAGAUUUCUUAUUACUUCAAUUACAAGGAUUAUAUUCUACUCCAACGAUAGGCACUCGUACAGUAAAAUGGAUUCCUAAUAAAUACUUUGUCGAUGGAAUAGGCUUCACAUUAAUAUUCGGCCCGUUCAUAACAAUACUUCCAAUAGCCUACAUGACGGGUUUUUAUGCUGAUCGUGGUGCUCCUCCAUUAUCAUCUUCAGGUUCUUUCUUACCUGAAACGCAUGGUUCAAUGGUUACCAGAGAGAAUGCGACAUUGUUAGCAAAUAAAUAUUUCAAAAUUCACUAUUUAAUUUGGUCUGCUUGGGGAUGCUUUUAUGUUACAAUUGUCGUUUAUUUCUGGUAUAAAUUGAGCUUAAUACUUCGAUUACAUAUGAGAGAAUUAAAGGAACGACAACAAUCUAGUGACUAUGACAUCGAGUGGAAAGUAAAGAUGAUUGUAAGGGCUAUCAAGAAUUUGUCAAUAAUAGCAGCAACGUUCGUAAUAGCAAAUGGGUCGUACACUAUAAUGGCUUUCGCAUAUGGAUUAUGGCAACAUAACAUUACAAUAUUCAUUUCUGGAAUAGACUUAUUUUAUUUAUUCGUUUGGUAUUUUUCCUUUCCUAUUUUACUUUCCAUUACACAAGCUGUUUUUAUUUACAACACAUAUAACCCAGCACCAAAUGGACCAACAUUUACUCAUCUAUCAGCAACGUCCUCCACCGUUGGUAAUGGUGACUCGUUAUCACAUGAUAAAAGAAUUGACUUUCGAUUAAUAAAAGCCAUAAAUGGUAGCAGAUUUUUCCCUGCUAUUCGUAACAAACAGUCUUCAGAUUCUAUUAAUUCAAAAACUACAGCAAUUUCAUCUGAUCAAACUUUACAAGGGAGUAAAUCCGAACAUGAGAGUUGCGUAGAUGAAUGUAAUAUGAAUUAUAAUGAUGAACACGUUGUUCCUUUUAAUAAUAAUGUAUCAAUGCCAAAAAAGCCAGAACCAUCAAGGCAGAUCAGUUUUAAGAGUUUGAAAUCUAAUAAUUCUUAUCAUAGUUGUUUUAGUAAUAUUUCAGAAUUAGAGUAA